GAGAGGGUCUCGUUAGUAUGCUGGAUAAGCGGCGGCUUCAUACCUCCGCUUCGUCGCCAUGCACCCUAAUUUUUGUGGUCGCUCUGGCGCUGACUGCAUGCUUCUCGUUCUGGCUGCACAUCGAGGGGUUCUCCGGAUCCACAAACCGGUAUACCAGCGCCGCCACAGCACCCGGUUAUUUACUUCUGUUCCCGGGGAACGCUACACCGUCCGCGCAGCCGUAUCUGCUGAACGAGCUUCCGUUCGGUGACAGAUCGACCCUGAUCGAUAUAAAGGACUUCAGGUUCACGAUCAACCAUGAUCCGUGCAAUCGGUCGAGUCCGUUGGUGCUGAUGCUGGUACACUCGGCGCCCGAGAAUCUUCUCAAACGGAAUGUCGUACGUGAGACGUGGGGUCAACACACGCCGGCCGUGGCGCUUCUGUUUCUGGUCGGCUCGUCGGACGAGUACCAGGCCCAGCUGGAAGGGGAGAAUAGGAAAUACAAAGAUUUGAUACAAGGCAAUUUUCUCGAUGUCUAUCGGAACAUGACGUACAAGCAUGUGAUGGCGUUAAAAUGGGCUACGUAUCAUUGUCCAAGUGCCAAAUAUAUACUAAAAUUAGAUGACGAUGUUUUUGUUCAUAUACCCGCCAUGUUGGAUUUCUUGACGCGUGAUCUGUCGCCGUGGGGCGCCAGACGGUUGAUCCUCUGCGACCUCCUAUCCGUGGGCACCGUGAAGAGAUCCUGGCGCUCGAAAUGGAGAGUCUCCCCACUCGAGUAUCCCGGUAGAUAUUAUCCCGCGUAUUGUGCCGGUUGGGCUAUAUUGUAUUCACCCGAUAGCGUAUUCCUUUUGUAUCGCGAAGCUCAGCGGGAACCGUACUUCUGGAUCGACGAUGUUCACGUUACCGGGACGUUAGCUAGGAAGGUAAAUUUAACGCAAACGUCUCUGCAUUAUCUGGUGCUAACCUACGAGAACAUGCAGGAUCUCCUGUCCAAUCCGAAUUCUCGCAGGGAAUUUCUGUUCGGGCCUCCGAACCUUACGGAGAACGAAAUACGAGCCUUACACAGUCUGGUCACUAAAUCACGGCCUAGCAGCGAAAGCCUACUGUACUGA
Messenger RNA from Dufourea novaeangliae, 1091 nucleotides. RefSeq names its product beta-1,3-galactosyltransferase 5-like. The record is from RefSeq and is a predicted model, not a curated record. The coding region runs from base 18 to 1091 and encodes 357 amino acids. Gene Ontology annotation, molecular function: hexosyltransferase activity. Lineage: Eukaryota; Metazoa; Arthropoda; Insecta; Hymenoptera; Halictidae. The transcript is spliced from 2 exons. Gene Ontology annotation, cellular component: membrane.